AUGAUGACGAAAGAAAACUAAACUAAGAAGCUAAAUAUAAAAAUGUUAUUUUAUGAAAGAAUACUUUAGUUAUAUUAUUUAUCAAGUUUCAAGGAGUAUUAACAAUUUAUCAUUCUAACAUUGGGAGAAAUUCAAUAUCUAACAUUUCUAUGGGUCCCUAAUUAUCAGUCUGUAUAAAUUGGAUUUUAUGACACAUCUAUAAAUUAUUAAGCUUUUGCUAUUUAUUUUACUAGGAUUGAUUAGUUGAUUUACUUUUAAUUUGGCAAAUCUUAAUCAUUUUAUUUACUUGUUCUAAUAACUUAAAUACUUUUUUUCUUUAUACCCAUUUUCUUAUUAAUUGCUUUAAAACAUAAGCAACAAAACUUUUAAUCGACACUAUUUAAAUUAUACUUUAUCUUUAGUUCCUUAUUUUCCUAAAUAUUUUUAAUUAUUACUAUUGUUCCUUAUUUAAUAUUUUGUGUGGACUCUUUUUUAAUGAUAGUUGCAACCCAAAAUUUAGUAAGUUAUAUUCAAAUCUUUUUUAUUAGUUUAUCUUUAAUACUAAUUGUAUUUAUUACAUUAUUUAUACAUAUUUUAUGUAAAGAAACUAUAGAUUUAAAAAAAGAUAGAUUUUAAAAACUAAAUUAAACAUUUUUAGAUUACAUAUACUUACUUCUUUAAGUCUUAUAAGUAAUAGUUUAUGGCACUAUUAUUUAAUAACAUAAUGCUUUAAUAUUGCAAUGUAUCUUAACUAUGACUAUUUCUUUAAUCAAAAUAUUUCAGAUUUAUUAAUUCUAAUACACAAAUAAUUUAAUAAUAAAUCUUAGUUUAAUUAUAUCUUCGUAUGGAUUUAUUUAAUCAAUUGUUCAACUUAUUAAUGUAACAAAUGGUAGACAGUACACUGAAUAAACAAAUUCAAUUAUUAUUUUAUUAUUUAUAGCUUUUUCUAAAAUCUUAAUAGAAAUUUUCACAUUUCAAGAAAAUUCUCUUUGUAAUAAAAUAAUGUCUUUAAAACAACAAUUUGCAUUGAAGUAUUUCUUUACUAAAUUGAUAAAUGAUCAUUUUAAUGAGAAUCAAAAGAAAAUUCUCAAUGGUGUAAUAAUUAGUGGAUUAUCAAAAUUAUAAGAAUAAGUUGUUGAUGAAACAUAUUUCGAGAAUAAUGAUAAUAAUUUUCUUUCUCCUCAUAAUAUGGAUUAAUUCGUGAUUAAAAAAUUAAAAUAAUAUGCAAAAAUUGUUUAAAAAAAUAAAGGAUAUGAUUUGCAUUAUAUUGCCAUACUUUAUAAAUAUGGUUUAACGAAUUUAGCCUUAAAUUAAGUAAAUAGUUUAUUAAAUACUUUGUUUAAUAAAUCAAAGAGUAAAGGAUUUAUGAUUGAUAGUGAAAUAUAUAGCAAAGGAUAAGAUAGUUCAAGUAGAUAAAUACAACAUCAAUCUAUCUCAAGCAAAUCAAUGAAAUCAAAUUCAGAUGAUAUAAAUGAUUAAGCUAAAAAAAAUACAUCAUAACGUAGUAAACUAAUUAUAUAGGGAAAGCAUCAACUUUCAUAAAUUGAAAUUACUCGUGCUUUGUUAUUAAAAAAUCAAAUUAAAACAGAAAUAUAAUUGAGGUUUUAUGAAAAAAAUAAAUCUAAAAAUUAAAUUAAUGAUGUCCAACUUGGUGUUGAAUUAUUUUUAAAAAAUGAAAAACGUAAUUAAAGUCUUAAGAAUACUAUAUUGAUUUUAAUAAAUGAGAAAAUAAAAUUCUUAUCUCAAUUUACAAACAAAAAAAUUCUUGAUUCUAGUAAAAUUUUCGAUUCAGCUAAAGUUAUAAGCAAUCAACAAAUGAAAGUGGAAAAUAAGAUUUUUCAAAGAUAUUAAUAGUUUCCAAGUAGAAGAUAUUAAUCAGUUUUAAUGUUCUAUCAAGCAGAAAUUUUAAAUAAUUAUUUUGAAGCAUAUAAAUUUAAGACUUUAACAUCUAUGCCUGAUGAAUAAUUAAUAAAUAUGGAUUCUAAUAUCAAAUCUACAUUUUUUACAAAAAAGGUUGUAUUUUUAAACAUUUCAUUAGAAGAUAAUUAAACAUUAUCUGUAUAACGAAAAUCAGAAAAUGCUUUGAAGUUUUUUUAAAUACAUCCUGAUGAUGCUAAAUAUUUUACACAUAUUGAAUUUAUAUUACCAAUAGGCAUAUAAAAUGAACAUAAUUUGUUAGUUUAAAGAUUUAUAUAAACAAGUAAAUCAAAAUUUUACCUAAAUUCUAAUUAAACAUUUUUUAGAUACAAAAAUAUUUUGAUGAAAUCUUGUUAAUUCAUAUUUGAUAUUCAUUUUGACAGUGGGAGUCAUUAUAAAUUCUCUGCUUUCUUUUCUGAAAGUGUUAAUUAAUCAGCCUAUAUUUUAGUUGAUAUAAACAAUUAAAUAGGAGGAAUAACAGAAAGUUUUUUUGAGAAAAUAGGAUUUAAUGAGAAACACAUAUCUUUAAUAAACUCAAUUGAAAACUUUUAUUUAUAAAUAGAGUAAAUACUUCCAAAUUUUAAAAAGUUAACUGAUCAAAAGAUAUAGAGUGCUAUAACUGAAUUAAGAUUUGUUAAGGAAGUAUUUUUAAAUAAGGAAGAGUAUGAAAGAAAGUAAACACGAUAAUAAUCAUUGACAUCAACAAAUUGGUCUUAAUUAGAUAAGUUAUAUAUUUUUGAUGCAGAAUUAAUAAUAUCAUAUUUUGAAAUAUAUGGAUAUAAUUAUUAUAUAAUAGAAAUAAAAGAUUUAAAAUAAUAAUUUAAUUCGAAAAAAUCUAUUGGAUAAUCAAGUAGAUAUAAAAGACAUGAAGGUUUAGAACAUUUUUUUGAAUUAUCAGCAUUAUCUGAAAAUGAGGCUAUAGCAAAUUCUCCAAAAGCAUUCAAAGCAGUUAAUUCAAUAAAAGUGAAUGAAGAAAUGAUGAAUUCAAGUGAUGAAGUAGAACAAUUAUAAAAUUAAUUUAGUAAACCUGAAUAGAAAUUAUAGCCAGAUUUUAUUUCAUUUCAAGAACCAAAUAUUUUAAGUCCUAAUGUAAGUAAUACACCAUGGUAAGACUCUUCCUAAAUUCCAUUACAAUUUAAUAAAUAAUCAUUUAACUAAUAAGACUAUUUUAAUAAAUAAAAAGAUAUAUCAAUAUCAGUUAAUGAAUCAAAAGUAAUCAAUUAAGAUGAAUUAGAAGAAGAAGAGAUUGACAAAAGGGCAAGUAGGAAAAAUGUAGAAGAAGAUAUCUUAAAAAGAAAAAAACUAGGAUAAGGUGAAGAAGAAUCUUCAUCAAAUAAUGCAUUGAAAGGAAUUAAAAAAUCACUGUUUUAUAAAAAAUAUGAAAUGAUUCUUUAACUUGUAGAACCAAUAUAUCCAAAUACUUUAAAGUUGUUUGUGUUUUUUUAAGAAUUAACUUAUUUUUUAUCAUUAACCUAUUUUCUAAUUAUUUUAAUUGGUAUUUAGAAUGAUUUAACAAGAUUUAUAGGAGAAAUCGAUAUGAUACAAUUACAUGCAGGUGUAAUGAAUCCUCAUGACUUAUAUUUGUAAAUGAGAUAAACAAUUUUUACUUAUUAAGGAUUUUUGGGUGCAGGAAAACUGACUUAAGAUCAAUAUUAAUAAUUAACUGAUCCAUUGUAUUAGAAUAUAGCUAUUGGAUAUUUUGAAUUUAAGGAUGGAUUUAUAUAUUGGUUAAAUAAUGAUUAUUUAACACCAUUUUUUAAAGAUAAAAAUAUAACUGCUUAUUAUAUGCUAUAUGAUGCUACAUAAACAUAUCCAAUAGUAUAAAAUAUUCGAGAAGCAUUAAUGGCUACUUUAUCAUAUUAUUAUUAAUUUAAAUUAAGAUUUGAAGCUCGCAUGAGUCCUGCUAAUUAAACCUAUCAAAUAUAUUAAUUUGCAAAUGUUUACAAUUUUCAUUUUUGGCUUGAAGAUUUGACUUUAGAAGUGUUAGAAUAUUCCAAAAAUAGAAGUAUUGAAACUAAUGAUAAAUGGAAUGUUAUUUGGAUUAUUUAUUUAUUUAUAGGAGUCUGCCCUCUGUUGAUAAGUAUCUUCUACUAUCGAUUAUAUCGAUCGAAAUUUGAUAAAUACACUAAUCUUUUUAGAUAUUGUUCUUCUUAUAAAAUGGAUCUUGAAAUAGAAAAGUUAAAAUCUAUAGUGAAGGUUGUUAAUAAGAAUUCAGAAACACUAUUUAAUUAUUAAUUUUCAUUAGAAAUUAAAGAAGAAAAUAUUUAAAAAGAGAAAUAGAAAAAUAAUCAUGAUCAACUCAAAUCAAAAGAUAUAAAACUAUAAUAAUAAUUGAAAAAUUUAUCUUUUUUCUCAGGUUUUUUCUUCACCGCAUUUGGAUGGUUAAUAUUUUUAGGAUUAAGUAUAGUAGCAAAUAUAUAAAUAGGAAACUAUUUGAACAAAUAUAUAGCUACUGCUGAUACAUAUAAAUUAUUAUAAGAUAUGACAUUGUAUGCAGGAACUCUAUUUAGAAAUAGAGAUUUUGGUCUUAAUUUUCCUAAUUUACCUUAUUUAAGAGAUUAUGAUAAAGAGAAAUUCUAUGUAACAAUGAAUACAGGUUUAGAUACUAUAAACUAAUUUUUAGAGUUUUCUUACUCUUUUGAAGCUGAAAAAUAUUAAGUAUCUUAAGAUUUUUUGGAUUUUUUUCUUUAAAUUUAAAUAAAUAAUGUUUGUACAAGUAUUGGGGAUGAUAUUUUAGGAUUUCUAACACAAUAUUGUGAAAAAUCUCUUUAAGGGUCUUUGACAUAAGGAUUAACUUAGACUUUAAAAUUCAUAUAUUCAACUAUAACAGUUUAGAUGGCUAUAAACAAUUUUACGAAGAGAAUAGAAUAUAAUUGGUAUGAGAAUGAAGGUGGAUUAAUAGUAAUGAGAGCAGCAUAAAUUAUGAGUAAAUAAUUUAAAGCUGGAAUGGUUAAUGUUACAAAUAAUUAGAUUUAAGUUUCAAAUGUAAAUAAUAAAUCUUAAAUAUUUUUUAGAGUAUUUCAAUCAUUUAUUUGAUUUAUUCCAUCCUUAUAAUGAUAUAUUUGGUAUUUUAUUUAUUACCAAAAUUGUAAAAAGAGCUGCUUUUAGUUCGUAGGUUUAUUUUACUGAUUCCAACAUCAGUAUUAUUCUUGGAUGAUUAAUUUGAUCGUCAUGUCAGAAUAAUUAUAGCUGGCUAAGAGUAUUGA
Molecule: messenger RNA, 5102 nt
Organism: Paramecium sonneborni
Lineage: Eukaryota; Ciliophora; Oligohymenophorea; Peniculida; Parameciidae
Source: the annotation of a GenBank genome assembly